AUGGAGACCUUGUCAUCCCAGAACAUGACUGACCCUCCGCAACCUCCAUCCCACUUUCGAGUCCCAAUCAGUCUGAUGCAGUCCUUGGGGAGCCUCACUCCCAACUCCUCUAUUGGCGGAUCGAGUCAGACGGAUCCGCCAGCCUUGGUAAGGAACCAACAAACUCCAACCAUUGUCACUAAUACACCAAACUCUUCUAUUAAUGCAGGUGGACAGGCAACCUUAACGACACCAGAAGCCCAGACAAUUUCAAACAAUGGGCAGACAGCUCUUGAGGUUAACCUCCCCUCCUCCGGUGAUGGUAGACAGCCCACCACCUUGGAGAAACAGGUUACGGCAACUGAGGCAGCCUGCCAGACGGUUAGCGCAUCCCCAAUUGUAGAUCCGGCUUUGGCCCACAACCUAGCUGAGAUGGAAGCCCUCAUUCAGCGUAUCCCUGGGAUGUCUGCUCCUAUCAAGAAGAGAGCCGCAAGCUGCUACGCCGACUCACCAUUUGUCGAGGAGAUAGCUUUAGUGGAGAUGCCUAAGAAAUUUAGCUUCCCCAACAUGAAGAUGUUCGACGGGACAUCUGACCCAGACGACCACAUCGCCCAAUAUCGACAAAGGAUGUUCACUGUGGCCAUUCCACGUGACAUGAGGGAAGCAUGCAUGUGUAAGGGGUUUGGUUCGAGUCUAAUCGGACCAGCCCUCCAGUGGUAUACUAAUUUGCCUAAUAAUUCUAUUAAAACUUUUGCACAACUCACUGAUACUUUUGUUGAGCAGUUUGCCAGUAGCAAGAAAUUAGAGAAGCAAUCAGAAGACCUUUACGUCAUCGUCCAAUGA
Molecule: messenger RNA, 822 nt
Organism: Cannabis sativa
Lineage: Eukaryota; Viridiplantae; Streptophyta; Magnoliopsida; Rosales; Cannabaceae
Exons: 1
Coding region: 1-822 (273 amino acids)
Source: RefSeq, a predicted model, not a curated record